Molecule: messenger RNA, 1446 nt
Organism: Aaosphaeria arxii CBS 175.79
Lineage: Eukaryota; Fungi; Ascomycota; Dothideomycetes; Pleosporales
Product: cytochrome P450
Exons: 2
Molecular function (GO): heme binding; iron ion binding; oxidoreductase activity, acting on paired donors, with incorporation or reduction of molecular oxygen
Source: RefSeq, a predicted model, not a curated record
UAUCGAUUGCUCCUGCAUCCUCUGCACAAGUACCCGGGCCCUUUCGUCGCCAAAUUUACAGACCUUUAUGGUGUUUAUCACGCCGCGAAACUCCAGCUCCAUUUGACUACGUAUAGUGAUCACCAAAGAUAUGGAUCAGUCAUCCGUCAAGGACCAAAUAAACUUGUCUUCGCUUCUGCAAAAGCAAUGCAUGACAUACUUCAGAAUGACAGACUUCCCAAAUCGAGGGCAUAUCUCGUAACACAAGCAAGCCCGACAGUGUUUAAUCUUUUCAACGUCAUCGAUAAACGCCAGCAUCGCACAAAGCGUCGCAUUAUUGGACAAGGCCUGAACGAACGGGCAAUGCGACGAUUCGAGCCUGUCAUGGCAGAGCACAUCGAAACUUUCCUGGAUCAACUUGGGAAAGCCUCAGACACCAACGAAAAACUAAACAUGACUCAAAGGUGUUGCUGGCUCGGCCUUGACAUCAGUGGUGAAAUUGGUUUUGGACACAGCUUUGAAUUACAGACGAACGAAAAGAAUCGUUGGAUGCCCGGAGGUAUCUCAACUUCUAAUCGCAGGCUCAAUGUGUAUUUACAGUCCCCUGUCUUGAAAGAUAUUGGCUGGGAGAGGUUGUUCCUCCCAAUCAUUUUACCGAAGGUAAUGCGAUUCCAUUAUAUGGUCCGAGAUAUGAUUCGCGCUCGCCUUAAAGAGGAUACACACUCAAGACCCGACCUCCUCUCGGCCAUUCACGACUUCAAAGACCCAGAGACAGGGUCAAUAAUGAGUAGACGAGAGCUUUGGUCCGAGUCGACCUUUCUCAUACCAGCUGCAGGUGAUACAACAGCUUCACUUUUAGCAGCGAGCUUCUUCUAUCUUUCGCGAUAUCCAAAAACGUAUGAUAGAUUAGCUAAAGAGAUCCGUGAAAGUUUCUCCAGGGCUGAGGACAUUACGAAUGGCCCAAAAUUGGCGGCUUGCCAAUUUCUUCGUGCAUUUAUCGAGGCAACAUUGCGAAUUAGCCCGCCGUCAAAUACGACACUCUGGCGCGAUGUCCCAGCCGAUGCCGGAAAUACACCAGUUAUCGUGGACGGCGAUGUAAUUCCUACAGGCACACAGAUCGGCGUAAACGUCUACUGCAUGCAUCGCAAUCCAAUCUACUUUACCAAGCCGAAUGUUCACAGCCCAGAGCGAUGGAUAAGGGAGGAAGCGAACUUAACGGAUGAGCAAUGGGAACUCCAACUUGAAGCAUUUAUGCCCUUCUCUCUUGGUGCUCGCAAUUGUGCCGGCAAGGCUGUAGUUUAUCUUGAAGUUCCUCUUGUCUUGGCUAGGACCCUGUGGCAUUUCGACUUCCAGAGAGCAGAUACAACAGCCGAACCACAGCAUCCUGAAUUCGAAAUGUGGGAUCAAAUAGGAUCAAGACACGACGGACCAUUGUUGCAUUUCUAUCGCAGAAACGUGCCAUUGUAA